AUGGACAUCGCGGAUAAGUCCAUUCAACCAAUGCAUUUGGAGGAAGUGGGCGCCGACAUGACUGGGAGCAAGGUCAGAGAACACGGCGAAGAGCAGAACCGCUUCUCACCAAAGGAGAUUCGUCACAUUCGACGCAGGAUCGACUACCGCCUCGUUCCGGCCCUGGGUAUGCUGUUUGCCAUUUCACUCAUGGAUCGGAGCAAUAUCUCUGCUGCUGCGAUUGCUGGAAUGCGGGUCGACUUGGAACUGCUGAGCGGGUAUCGAUACAGCUUGAUCACCCUUUCUUUCUUCAUCACCUAUGUCAUCGUUCAAGCUCCUAUGACUAUUGUCUGCCGUAAAGCCGGGCCUCGCUUUUUCCUUCCAGGAGUCUGCAUACUCUGGGGAGGACUCAUCAUUGGCUUCGGCUUCGUCGGCAAAUGGACGACUCUUGUCGCGUUGAGGCUGAUCCUUGGUUGCUUGGAAGCUGGGUACUUUCCAGGCUGCAUUUAUUUGUUGUCGACCUGGUACACCAGAUAUGAGACCAACCAACGCUACUCUUGGUUCUACUUGAUUUCCGUCGUCGCGGGCGCUUUCGCUGGUGUUCUUGCAUAUGGUCUAAUGCAAAUGGAUGGUCUUGCAGGUAUCGAAGGCUGGCGAUGGAUUUUCAUCAUGGAAGGCGUUAUUACCUGUCUCAUAGCAGGACUUGGAAUGGUGGUGUUGGUGCAAUUUCCCGACCAGGAACGGCAGAGUCCAUCACCUGCGUUUCUCAAAGCCGAAGAACUUGAAUGGGUGAUUACACGGCUUCAAGAAGACCGCCUGGACGUUGAGGCGGAGCCCUUCGCUUGGAGAAGAUUUUUCAAGCCUGCAAAAGAUAUAGAGAUUUGGUGCUUCGCAUUCAUGCAAUUUUGCAUGACCACGACUUCAUACGCAUACACUUUCUAUCUUCCUAUCAUUCUCAGAGAUACCCUCCAUUUCAGCAUCGGGGCGUCCCAAUGCCUUGUCUGUCCACCAUAUGUUGCUGCAGCUGUGCUCAUGUUGUGUACCGCGUGGUACGGUGACAAGCACCACGUUCGAGGGCCCCUAUUGAUCAUGAAUUGCAUUAUUGCUUUGAUUGGUCUGCCAAUCGCUGGCUUUGCUAGAAACCCUUGGGCACGCUAUGUCGGCGUCUUCCUCGCCGUCGCCGCAGUCAACAGCAAUGUACCCUUGAUCAUGACAUAUCAGGUUAGUCGGUUUCCCAAUCUUGCUAGAACAACUCCUGCUACUUUCGAAGCCCUGACUAAGAUGCGAUGGAAGGCGAAUAACAUCCGCGGCCAAUGGAAGCGGGCAUUUUGCUCCGCGACCCUGACCGGCAUUGCUGGGGUUGGCGGUGUUUCAGGUGCCCUCGUCUUCCGAACGCAGGAUGGCCCUGAAUAUGUUCCAGGACUAAUCGCCGUCAUGACUUGUUGUGGCUGUGCCAUAGUUACAUGCCUAUUCCUCAUGUGGUACCUCAAACAUGCCAACAAGAAGGCCGACCGUGGUGAAAUCCUUAUCAAUGACUUGGCUGGAUUCCGAUACACCAUCUAA
Molecule: messenger RNA, 1542 nt
Organism: Exophiala xenobiotica
Lineage: Eukaryota; Fungi; Ascomycota; Eurotiomycetes; Chaetothyriales; Herpotrichiellaceae
Exons: 7
Coding region: 1-1542 (513 amino acids)
Biological process (GO): transmembrane transport
Cellular component (GO): membrane
Molecular function (GO): transmembrane transporter activity
Source: RefSeq, a predicted model, not a curated record